CGCGGAGGGAUGGGCGUGCGAAGCUGUUUCCGGCGGCUCGCUCUGUUGGCGGGUCCCAGACGCGCCCAGGCUGGGUGUCUGAGUCAAGGCAAGUGGACCCCACCCUCCAAAUCUGAUGGAGGCGGUGACAUUUGGCGACGUGGCUGUGCACUUCUCUCAGGAGGAGUGGCAAUGUCUGGAUUCUGGCCAGAGGGCCCUCUACAGGGAGGUGAUGCUGGAGAACCACAGCAGUGUGGCUGGACUAGCAGGAUUCCUGGUCUUUAAGCCUGAACUGAUCUCUCGACUGGAGCAAGGACAAGAGCCAUGGGUCCUUGACCUACAGGGAGCAGAGGGGACAGAGGCACCAUGGAUUUGCCAGACAGAUUCUACUAUUAGAACCAAUCACAAGCAGACCUGUGAGUACAUGAACAUUCCCGAAAAGCAGAUUCCUGCCUUUGGAGACCAUUUGGAUUCCACAGUCUUGUCGGAGAACUGCUCGAAUAGCCUUGGCCUAGGAGUGAGUGGCUCCCUUUCCCAGCAACAUCAUCUCAGUAAUGAGACUAUGGCUCCCCAGGACACUGUCCAGGAAAGCAAGGAGCUACAGGCCACUGUUCUGGGUUCUCAGCCUGACAAACAGAGAAACAGUGUGAAAGGGACAUCAGAAAACUGUGAAGAGUGUGGUAGAGUCUUUAAACCAACUCUGAACCUGGAUCCAUAUGUGGAAGUGAGUGGACAGGGAAAAGCAUACAGAUGUCAAGAGUGCCAAAGAAACCUAGCUGACUGCUUAGAGGAGACGCACACAAGUAACUGCCUUGGGAAGAAGCCUUAUGAAUGCAAGGAAUGUGGGAAAGUCUUCAGGCUGUGCUCACAACUCAACCAGCAUCAAAGAAUCCACACCGGAGAGAAACCAUUUAAAUGUGUUGAGUGUGGGAAAGCUUUCCGUUUGAGCUCAAAACUGAUUCAGCAUCAAAGAAUCCACACAGGAGAGAGGCCCUACAGAUGUGAGGAGUGUGGGAAAACCUUUGGUCAGAGCUCAAGCCUUAUCCAUCAUCAGAGAAUUCACACAGGAGAGAGGCCCUAUAGUUGUCAAGACUGUGGGAAAGCCUUCAGCCAGCAAUCACAGCUGGUCAGACAUCAAAGGACUCACACUGGAGAGAGGCCCUACCCCUGCCGGGAGUGUGGCAAGGCCUUCAGCCAGAGCUCAACUCUAGCCCAGCAUCAGAGGAUGCAUAGUGGGGAGAAAUCUCAAAUGCCAAGAACUUCAGGGAACUCAAGCCUCGUUGCCCAUGAGGGAAAUCACACUGUAGAGAAGCCAUUCAAGUGUGAGGAGUGUGGCAAAGCUUUCAGGUGGGUGUCUCGCCUGAGCCAGCACCGGCUGAUCCACACCGGAGAGAAACCUUACAAGUGCAACAGGUGCACCAAAGCCUUCGGUUGUAGCUCCCGGCUCAUUCGCCACCAGAGAACUCACACAGGAGAAAAACCGUUUAAAUGUGACGACUGCGGGAAGGGCUUUGUCCAGGGCUCCCAUCUUAUUCAGCACCAGCGAAUCCACACCGGGGAGAAGCCUUACGUGUGCGAUGACUGCGGGAAGGCCUUCAGCCAGAGCUCCAGUCUCAUUUAUCACCAGAGGAUCCAUAAGGGAGAGAAGCCGUAUGAAUGCACGCAGUGUGGGAAAGCCUUCAGUAUGAGCACGCAGCUCACCAUCCACCAGAGGGUUCACACCGGAGAGAGACCCUACAAGUGUAACGAGUGUGGAAAAGCCUUCAGUCAAAAUUCAACCCUUUUCCAACACCAGAUAAUCCAUGCUGGAGUGAAGCCCUAUGAGUGCAGUGAGUGUGGAAAGGCCUUCAGCCGGAGCUCAUACCUCAUUGAACACCAGAGGAUCCACACUCGAGCCCAGUGGUACUGUGAAUUUGGAAACACGGUUGAAAGUGACACUUUUUUGAAUUCUAAAAAAGUGAACACUGUAAAGAAAUUGCACCAGUGUGACGAGUGUGACAAGAUUUUCAGAUGGCGCUCACACCUGAUCAUACACCAGAGGAUCCACACAGGAGAGAAGCCUUACACAUGUAACACUUGUGGCAAAGCUUUUAAUCGGAGCUCCAGGCUCACUCAGCACCAAAAGAUUCACAUGGGAUAAAUCAUUCACCUAAGUGUGUUGGUCACUUUUCUAUUGCUGUGAUGACACUACAGGCAAGGUAAAUUUAAAACGUUUAUUUGGGGGGGCUGGAGAGAUGGCUCAGAGGUUGGGAGCUCUGGCUGCUCUUCCAGAGGUCCUGGGUUCAAUUCCCAGCAACCACAUGGUGGCUCACAACCAUCUGUACUGAGAU
Messenger RNA from Microtus oregoni (creeping vole), 2309 nucleotides. It is a transcript of the gene Znf7, whose product is annotated as zinc finger protein 7. The record is from RefSeq and is a predicted model, not a curated record. The transcript has 5 exons. Lineage: Eukaryota; Metazoa; Chordata; Mammalia; Rodentia; Cricetidae. Gene Ontology annotation, biological process: regulation of DNA-templated transcription. Bases 116 to 2119 code for a protein of 667 amino acids.